Aureobasidium subglaciale EXF-2481 is the source of this 465-nucleotide messenger RNA. RefSeq lists its product as uncharacterized. The record is from RefSeq and is a predicted model, not a curated record. The transcript is spliced from 3 exons. NCBI's taxonomy places the organism in Eukaryota, Fungi, Ascomycota, Dothideomycetes, Dothideales, Saccotheciaceae. Gene Ontology annotation, molecular function: fatty acyl-CoA hydrolase activity. The coding region runs from base 1 to 465 and encodes 154 amino acids. Gene Ontology annotation, cellular component: mitochondrion.
AUGGCGCAGGUGGCAGAAUUGAAGAAGAGGCGGCUGCAAGACUACGGUUUCCAUCUUGAGUACCGGACAAGAUGGAGCGACAACGAUAUGUACGACCACAUGAACAACAGCGUAUACUACUUUCUCUUCGACAGCAUUGUCAAUACAUACCUUAUGACGCAUUGCAAGCUCGACCCUCCCACAUCAUCAUUGAUUGGACUAGUUGUGCACUCACAAUGCGAUUACCUAGCUCCAGUAGGCUUUCCUGCAAUGAUCGAUCUCGGAUUACGAGUCAAGAAACUGGGAAAAAGUAGCGUCAACUACGAGAUUGGUGUCUUCGAACGCGGCAUCGAAGAGGUAAAGGCUGUUGGCGAGUUUGUGCAUGUCUUCGUGGAUCGGGAGAGUAGAAGGCCCAGAGCAGAAGGCAUGACUGCCACCAUGAAGGAACAGCUCGGAUCCUUGGCAGGUAGCAAAGCAAAGCUCUGA